Molecule: messenger RNA, 1563 nt
Organism: Rattus rattus (black rat)
Lineage: Eukaryota; Metazoa; Chordata; Mammalia; Rodentia; Muridae
Product: zinc finger CCCH domain-containing protein 3-like
Exons: 7
Coding region: 513-989 (158 amino acids)
Cellular component (GO): nucleus
Molecular function (GO): metal ion binding
Source: RefSeq, a predicted model, not a curated record
GGCCCUUGCUAACUGGUGGGACAGAGCCAAGACUCAAGUCUUGAGCCCCUUGGGUGCCAGGGCCCAACUGGUGCUGAUGGCUGAAUUGGUUACUACUGUUCUGUUCUUUAGUGUUCUGACAAGCAGUCCAUAAACACUGUGCUUUCCCAACAGGUACCUUUCCUAGACGCUGGCCUCAGAGCAGGAAGCCAGCUGGAGCUUCUGCACUCAGGUCUCUAGUGCUGAACCGCCUUCGUCCAACAAUCACUGGGGGAGGGAAAGCACCACCUGGUUCCCCUCGAUGGCGUAACAAAGGCUACCGAUGCAUUGGAGGGGUUCUGUACAAGGUGUCUGCCAACAAGCUCUCCAAGACCUCCAGCAGGCCCAGUGACAGCAACAGGGCCCUCCUCCGUACAGGACGCCUGGACCCUGCCACCAUCAGCAGUCGUUCCUUGGCCAGCCGGGCCAUCCAGCGGAGUCUGGCUAUCAUCCGGCAGGCGAAGCAGAAGAAAGAGAAGAAAAGAGAGUACUGCAUGUAUUACAACCGCUUUGGCAGAUGUAACCGUGGCGAAUGCUGCCCCUACAUCCAUGACCCUGAGAAGGUGGCCGUGUGCACCAGAUUUGUCCGAGGCACGUGCAAGAAGACAGAUGGGUCCUGCCCUUUCUCUCAUCAUGUGUCCAAGGAAAAGAUGCCUGUGUGCUCCUACUUUCUGAAGGGGAUCUGCAGCAACAGCAAUUGCCCCUACAGCCACGUGUAUGUGUCCCGCAAGGCCGAAGUCUGCGGUGACUUCCUCAAAGGCUAUUGCCCACUGGGUGCGAAGUGUAAGAAGAAGCACACACUGCUGUGUCCUGACUUUGCCCGCAGGGGUGUUUGUCCCCGUGGCACCCAGUGCCAGCUGCUUCAUCGUAACCAGAAGCGACAUGGCCGGCGGACAGCUGCACCUCCUACCCCAGGGCCCAGUGAUGGAACCCCCAGAAGCAAGGCCUCAGCCGGCCAUGCACUCAGGUGACAUAUCAGUGGGUGCUGCAUAUGUGAGUUUAUGUGAGCUAGAGGUGGCCCAUUCCUGCUCUAAGGACAUUUAGGACCCUCUGGUAAAGUCUUCCUCCAACACUGUGGGCUUUAGAUCCAAAAGGGAAUCUCAGUUGGAGGCAAGAGCCUUAAGAUACCUACAUUCUGGAUCCCUGAGUGUGCAGAGUCACAAACACCCCCAUGCAUGGAGGCUUUCAGAGACCCACUCUACAAGAAAGGGCAUGAGCCCCUGGAGGACAGGGCUAUCAGAGUUGUGCCCAUAGCCUAUGGAUUCUAGGGAUUCCCUACAGAUGAACCCUGGGCUCUAGAAGAUGAGGAAUAGAGCUGGAAUUUCACAGGCUUCAGCCCCAUCCGCCUCAGGUGAAAGUCUCUGAAACCAGCAUGUCCUUGGACUGUAGGCCAGCCUUAGAUCUGUAUAGACAUGCCCAGUGGCCUCUAGGGUUGGGUAGGGCGGUCAGGGGCUGGGAGCCCUAUUAUAGGAUCGGUAUCAUGUAAAUAAUUGGCAAGCACCCUCUCUCUCCAACAUUGCUCACCCUCACUUUUGUUCCCCCUUU